AUGGCGCCAUCGUGGAUCGUGGAACAUCGCGAGGUGCAAAGUGCACGGUGCACCUUUCGAGCCGCCGCUCGAGAUCCCGCAACCCUCCCAUUAGAAGUUCAAUACAAUGAGCAGGCCAACGACGAUAACCAAACCUUCACUCACACCAAUCACCAAAGGCGCUGGUGCUGCCAAAGACGCCGCCAAAUUGAGUGCGAAAGACAAAUGAUGGAAGAAAACAACCAUAUGCAUGGCAAUCCCGCCGAAGCCACUUCCACCACAGCUUUGACUACGGGCAGUGCAAGCACGAUUAGAGGAGCCAUUGAGCUUCAGCUUUACGACGUCGUUGUAGGGGCUUCUUUGUCCGGUGUAUCCUCUUCAGAAGGCGAGUCCGAGUCUUCAGGCUCUGAGUCUUCUGAAUCAGAUUCGGAAGACGAAGAGUCUGAAGCAGACGAUUGGGAGGAGUCUGAGUCUGAAGACAAUACGACUGGCGGUGCAAGAUCCAUUAGAGGAGCCAUUGAGCUUCGGCUCCACGAAGGCGUUGUAGAUGGGGCUUCUUUGUCCGGUGUAUCGUCUUCAGAAGAUGAGUCGGAAGACAAUGAGACUGUUCCGGAGGAAGACAACGCCUCGAAAGGAGAUGACGAGGAUACCGGUGUCGUAGUAGGCACGAACAAUCACGGGCAACGACGGUCAAGACGACACGCCAACAAGACAAAAGUUGUUGCCGACAACUACACCGGAGAGUUGCAGAGACAACGCAAACACAAAGAUAUUGAUCCAAGCGCACAUCGCGUGGCGGCACGUGCAACAUGGCAAUGGCUCCGCAAGAAAAGAAUGGCAUCUGUGCUUGACAUCAGCGAAGCACAAGUCGAAGAUAGGGAUGCGGCAGAUGAUUCCGUUAGGGAGAUCUUGCAGGACCAAAAUGUUAGAGCUCCAACUGCAACCACUGAGAAUAGGCAUAGACUAUCUUUUGGUCCACGGCCAAGAACACAGGAGAAGAAAGACGAAGUAGCCAAGUCGAGUGAUGCCCCAGUACAAGCCAGCAACAUAUCAGAUGCCCCUGUUAGUGGUGAUUUUGGUGCUUUGAGGUUGCAGGAGCUGAAAGCCAAACUGGGAAUGCCCAUUGACUCUGGAGCGCCAAACACGAGCACAGAGGUUGAUAGUGAUGAGCUGCAACAAUCAGCAGCAGAGAAAGAAGCCAAACUGGUAAUGCCAAAUGACCUUGCAGCGGCAGCAACGGGCACAGAGCAUAUCUGCAUUACAACCACCGAUCACAAUGGGCUCCCACAAUCAACAGAGGAGCAACAAGCCAAAUGGGCAGCAUCAAGUGACUCUGCUGAUCAAGAUGGCAGACAUCAAUCAGCAAAGGAACAACAAGCCAAACAGACCACGUCAAGUGACUUUUCAGUUGUGAGCACAGAGAGCAUCCGUAAAAAACGUAUUGACCACCAGAAGCUACGACGAAGACUACAGGCGCUGCAUGCAAGACUGAGCAUGCCAAGCGGUGUGGAACUGCAAGCCAGCACCAAGCCAGAUCCUCCUCCUGCUGCUAAUGCUGCUGGCGGCGGUGCCGAUAAUAAUGAUUUUGAUGUUUUGAAAAGGGCUCUCCAAUUCGAAUGUCCCUGGGAUGAUGAGGUCUGCCCAUCUCAGAAUGAUCAGUUGGAAGCUCUGCAGUGGGCAUAUGCAUAUUGUUGUCCAUGGGAUGCAUACCGGAACAUGCAUAUUGAUACCGAAAUGGAAGGCCACCAAGAAGUUGUGGAGUGGUGUAUAGCAAAUGCGUGCCACCACGAGCCUGAGGAACCUGGCACGGACAGUGACAGUGACGAUGGCAGUGAGAGCGGGAGUGAAAUUGUCGCUGAUUUUGACUGA
This is a messenger RNA of Seminavis robusta, 1848 nucleotides long. The record is from the annotation of a GenBank genome assembly. NCBI's taxonomy places the organism in Eukaryota, Bacillariophyta, Bacillariophyceae, Naviculales, Naviculaceae.